This is a messenger RNA of Aegilops tauschii subsp. strangulata, 1204 nucleotides long. Lineage: Eukaryota; Viridiplantae; Streptophyta; Magnoliopsida; Poales; Poaceae. The record is from RefSeq and is a predicted model, not a curated record.
AUGUUUUUUACACACAGUGGUAAUUAUUUCCAAGUUCUAACCAAUCACGUCUGGGUGUUCGGCUCUGCAGCAGGAGAAGCCGUGAAGCAGAUCAACGCCUGGGCGGCGGCGGCGACGAACAACCUCAUCGACUCGGUGCUCACCGAGCAGCAGGUGUCCACUGAGACGGACGUCGUCGUGGCCAACGCCGUCUACUUCAAGGCCACGUGGGACUCCCCCUUCCGCGAGCGCAACACCGAGGACGACAAGUUCUACCGCCUCGACGGCACCGCCUUUGAUGUCGCCUUCAUGCAGAGCGGCAAGAAGCAGUACAUCGCCUGCCACCAAGGGUUCAAGGUGCUCAAGCUCGACUACAGGCAAGGACACGUGUGGUCAUCGCCGCCGGCGUCGUUCUCCAUGUGCGUCUUCCUCCCGGACGACCGCGACGGGCUGCAAGGCCUGGUCCAGAGGAUCGCGUCCAGCCCGGACUUCAUCCGCGCACACCUUCCGACGAGACUCGUCUCCGUCGGCGACUUCAAGCUGCCCAGAUUCAAGCUUGCCUUUUCGGCCGACAUGUCCGACAUUCUCCGGCGGUUGGGACUCCAUGUGGCGGGAGCCGACAUGUCCAACAUGGUGGAGGACGACGGCACCGGCAGGCCGCUGGCUCUGAGCGGUAUCGUCCACAAGGCUGUUAUUGAGGUGAACGAGGAUGGUACCGAGGCGGCGGCCGUGACCGCCGGCCUAAUGUGCGGCUGCGCCCCACCACCGAAGACACCGCCGGUUCUCGUGGAUUUCGUUGCUGACCAUCCCUUUGCCUUCUUUGUAAUCGAGGAGGAGUCCGGCGCCAUCGUCUUCGCUGGGAACAUCCUUGAACCCUCUCCGUCGAUUCCUGGAGAGAACCUUCGUCGCCGUGAGUCCGUACGUCGUGCUCCUAACUUCGUCGGGAGGAGGCCCGAGCAUCCAUGGACUUUGGGUGCAAUCGAUGAGAAACAGCUGCUCGGGGUAUACUCAAGGGGUAUGGAUGGCCGUCCAUUUGUGCAGCAUGAGGCUGCUUCAUGUAAUCCUAUUCUUCUUUUCGCUUGUGUCUGCCUAGUUGUGGCCUUUUUCUUUCAACUUGUACGUCUUUUGGUGAUGUAAAAUCUUAAUGGCUUUUUAAUGAUAGAAGUCUGCCUGCAUCGAAGAGGCCAGGAGAAUUAAUGCAAGUAUUAAAUCAUGUUUGGUUGUA